AUCCAGUCGCACUCUUCUCUUCCCUGUUCCAUUUUCUGAAAGGGGCAUUAGUAGAAUAGGGCUGGAAUUUACUUGACAUUUGCAAUGAGUCAGUUAGUCGAUACAAUGGUAAAGACCUCGGCCAAUGUCUUGUCUGGCCACACGUGUUUACUGAGUCUGUGAUUUCACCGGUUGCGGAUUUUACAGAGCAAUUCUGUCCUUGCAAAGUCACUAGAGCCCUUGGUUGCUUCUCUUUGCAACAGGAUGCUUAGGCUGUUUGUUGUCUUGGUUCUAGUCGGAUUGCUGUUAGCGUCCCUUGCUUCCUUGGUGAUUGACCGCUAUGACACGACUUUGCACCUCAAGCGGAGUUUGGGUCAGGUCAGCGGAGAAAAUGCUGCUAAGGCCACCGGUCCUCCAUAUCCGGGUAGUGAACUGAAUAACAUAUUUUGGUUUGUACAGGUAUCCGACAUUCAUAUCAGUCGCUUCCGUGACCCACGCCGCGUUCCCGAUUUUGAGAAGUUUUGCACUGAGACUAUUGACGUAAUCAAACCUGCUAUUGUGCUGGCAACAGGUGACCUGACAGACGCGAAGACAGAAAGUAAAGUGGGUUCCCUCCAGCAUGAAGUAGAGUGGCAAGCUUACCACAAUGUUUUGAAGAGGUCACAUGUUCUGGAACGCACCAAAUGGAUUGACAUUCGAGGAAACCAUGAUGCUUUUAACAUUAUUUCUCUGGAGAGUGUAAACAACUACUACAGAAAGUACUCGGCCAUACAGAAAGUGGGGUCAUUCCACUACGUCCACAGGGCUCCAUUUGGCAACUACUCCUUCAUCUGUGCAGAUGCUACCCUCACUCCUGGACCCAAGAGGCCUUAUAAUUUCUUUGGCAUUCUUGGUGAAGGCCAAAUGAAGCAGCUGGCGACAUUUCAAGCAGAGAGCCGUAGCAGCAACCAGACCAUCUGGUUUGGCCACUACACCACCUCCACUAUCAUCUCAUCCUCCCCCGGGAUCAGGGACUUGAUGAGUUCGGCUGUGGCAUACCUGUGCGGGCACCUACAUACCCUGGGGGGACUGAUGCCAGUCCUGCACAGCAGGCAUGCCUCCGGCACACUGGAGCUUGAACUCGCCGACUGGAUGGAAAACCGGAGGUAUCGCGUGCUGGCUUUUGAUCAUGACCUGCUGAGUUUUGCAGACAUGAAGUUUGACGAGUGGCCUGCAGUACUCAUCACCAACCCGAAGGAGGCACUCUACAUGAACCCUGGGGUUGAGCCUCUGGAACGAAUUCGGAGCUCCACACACAUCAGGAUCCUGGUGUUUUCUGUGGCCCCCAUUAGGGAGGUCCACGUCACUAUCGAUGGCACUCCCUGGGGGAUAGCUUACCCAGUUGGGGGUCCGCUCUAUGUGGUGCCCUGGGACCCCUCUGUCUUCAGCAGCGGCUUACACACAAUAUCCGUGAUGGUUGAGGAUGCAGCAGAGCGAGUGAAGGUUCAAGAGCAGCAGUUCACCCUGGAGGAGGACCUGACGCCCAGUUUUGGCUUUUUCCAGUCUUUUAUUCUUCUCACUGACCACUACAUCCUGGGACGUGUUGGAUUCCUGACUCUUGUGCUGCUCAAUGUUGGUAUUCUCGUGGUGUUCAGAUUCCAGCGUGUUCCAGUGUCCAGAGGUGUUUUUACUCCGGUGUACACAUCUCUGCACCUCGUCAGCAAAACGGACCCGUUCUACUACUCUCUGCUCCUCUUCAACCUGUGCACAGCACUAGGUCCCUGGUUCAUCGGUGAGGUGAUUGACGGACACAGUGGUGCUUGUUUUGCGUUUGGAGUGUUUGUUGACGGACACUUCCUAGAGGGCAGCCUUACCUACGUUGUUGGAUUUCUCCAGCUGGCCUUCUUCAACAUCCCUCUCAACUUCUACCUUUGCUGGAGCCUCCACCUGCGCUCUCGUGGCAUCUCCCUCAGCUCGCACUUCUGCCGUUCGGGGUGCCGGCGCUGGACGAUGCUGGUGCACCUGGGCAUGCUGGCGCUGCUGCUGUGGCAGGCCUACUCCUGCUACUUCCUGCUGGAGGCCUACGGCGUGCUGGCUUUCUUCCUGUCGCCCGUGCGCACCUGGGCGCUGCUGCUGAGCCUCCUGCUGGUCUACCGUGCCUGGAAGGGCCCCGUCCCCCACCUCCACAGCAAAACCAGCCUGACCUCGUGACCCUGCGUUCACGCUAAUGCUAGCAGGCCGGUUUGGAUUUGGACUGCAUUCAUUUGGGCUACAUCCUAACUUCCACAGUGAUGAUGUUUUUUUUUUUUGGUAGGAUCACUAUUAUUUCAGAUGUUCAGGUGCCAAUUUUUUUUUUUUUUCUCUCCUUCUCUGUAUCGUCCCUGAUAAUUAUUUGUACUGUGACUGGGUCCUGUACUGCUGAGGUCUCAGUCUGUUGAGCUGAGGUCAAUCAUUUCUGAUGAUUCCAGGGUAAGGGUAAGUGUAGGCUUUCACGUUGACAAAUCAUACCUCUCCAAAACAAUGCUUAGCUGAUAGGUUUACUCGUCCUGUCCUAACCAAUGCCAUUAGUCCGGCCGGUCGGACUUGUACCCGGUGCCAACGCAUGACCAACACUGCCAACCAACUCCUCUGACAAUCAACUCCUCUGACAAUCUCUCCCCAACACACACUCAGCAAAAUCAGCAAAAAUUGAGUUAAAUAUUCCAGCAUAUAUUGGGCUUCGUCAUGUACAUGUGUGACAAUGUUUGCCAAUUGAAGAAAACGUCUUUGGUGAAUUUGCAGUGCUUCUGUAUGUUUGAGCCAUUUGGUUAUGAGGGUAUUGAUGUUCUAUUCCCCAGUGUUUCUCCCUUAGCACAGACAUUGCCAUGUGCCGUGAGAUUGGCGUGGGGUAAAGACUUAUGCUAGUUAAGCGUUCCUAUUCUGAGACCUUUCUUUAGGGGAGACACAUUAUUUAUUAAAGGUACAGUGUGUAGUUUUUAGUGGCAUCUAUUACUAGAAAUGGAAUAAAGUAGUCAAAACUAUGUUUCAUUAGUGUAUAAUUACAUGUAACUAUGAAUUGUUGUGCUUUAGUUAGCUUAGAAGUAGCCCUUCGUGUCUACACAGGGAGCCAGUCCUCUUACACGGAGUCUGCCAUGUUUCUACAGUGGCCCAGAACGGACAAACCAUAACACUGGCUCGAGAUGGGGGUUUUUGCGUUGUUAUGGCAUUUGAUAGACUCACACACUUGUAAAGGGAAUGGUAUUCAGCCGGUUGCAAUUCAACCGCCUCACCACUUGAUGCCACUAAAAACUGAAUCUUACUUUUAAGAGUGUUGUUGGUGGAUAUGUUCAUCAGUAAACGAAUUAUUCAGGACUUACUUAAUAGGUAAUUGCUAAGGAAUUUAUCCUGUGGUUUCCAGUGGCAACUUUACAUUUAAUUUUCAAGGUUUAAUGUGAAAGUCCCUGAAAAAUCCCUGGAAAUUACUAUAGAAAUAAAUUAUUUUAAAUGACCAAGAUCAAUUAAAUGACUAUGGACAGCCAAAUUCAAGUUAAAGUGUGACUUAAAUGUGUUAUAAACUAAAUGAUAUGACUGUGCUGUGAUGAAACACAUCAUUGCAUCUGUUGAUAUUGACAAAAUUCACAUUUUUAUAAAAAUCUGCAUUUUAUGGGUUGAAAAUGGCUCACCACGCCAUCUACUGUUUAAAAUCAUCUUGAACCUUGUAAGGCUGAUGCUGACGUAGAGUCAACCAUAUGGGACUUCUCUAUGUCAUGGAAUGGGCGGCCCACUUCCCCCAGCCCCCGCCCCUGAGUGUGAGCCUCAUUGUCAUUUGCUGAUGGCGACUCACAGGAGUUUACUCUCAGCCUGUUGCCCACUUUUUAAAACUACGUAGUGGGUUGAGUUGGCCUUAGAGUAGGGGGUGAGGUUACACUUUAAUCCCACACUACAGGGUGGCAUCCUAACCCAAACUGUCCUUCGGUGAUCUACCCUACGGAACAUUCAUCCUUUUGCUACUUAAGAGCAACAGUAGUUGAACACAUUCAAACGAUGCAAGUGCCGCUUGUUUUCUUUAUGGGUGUGACCUGAGGACAAUAAUGUAGCAAACUUGUUUUAAGCUGAUUUCUAAAAAAAAAAAAAAACAUUUUCUUUUGCACAAGAUAAAGAUAGACAAUGCUUUUAAAAGGUUUGGUUGGCAUUGCUUUGAAUGAAUUGUGGGAAUAAUGCACUACUAGGAGGCAAGCAGGAGAGAAUGGGCAUUCAAACAAAGGAUCUCCCUCCAUUUUGAAAAGAACCUAUGGUUUCCGGCCUUCACCUGGUGACACUUGGCCAGAGUAAGCCCAGAGAAGCAUUGUCUCCCCACUCCCCUGAGGCGGGGUGAGCCGUCAGGUCUUUUCAUUCUUUCUUUUUUUUGCUGUUUCAUGUCAGUCUUUUCAGCUGGCAUUUCUGCUGUCUCAGGAAUGUAGAUGCUGACACCUGGAAAUCUAUUGGCAGUCUAAUGGAUUUGAAAUCAAAUUUGGAAUAGGAGGCUGUUGUUCUUUAACUUUUUAGAAAUAUUUUAAUUCAUGAUAGUAAUACUUAUCAUGGGCAUGAAAUGACAUUCAGGUUUGAUUUGUGUUUGUUAAAUGUGACUUGUGGUGAUGAAAACAAAUAUGAAUGUUUUACCCACUAUCGUUUUAAUAAUUUAUUGAAAAAAAUAGUUUUACUUGAUCUUCCACAUUAUUUAUUCUUGUGAGUUCCUUUGGGUUUAUACUGUUGGUGGAUGUUUUGAUGAACAUACAAAUUCAUGUUUUUGUAACAUUAUUGUGACUGAAAAUAAAUGGGUUUUGACCACU
Clupea harengus (Atlantic herring) is the source of this 4766-nucleotide messenger RNA. It is a transcript of the gene tmem62, whose product is annotated as transmembrane protein 62. Gene Ontology annotation, molecular function: hydrolase activity. The record is from RefSeq and is a predicted model, not a curated record. Lineage: Eukaryota; Metazoa; Chordata; Actinopteri; Clupeiformes; Clupeidae.